Panicum virgatum (switchgrass) is the source of this 792-nucleotide messenger RNA. RefSeq lists its product as uncharacterized. The coding region runs from base 57 to 539 and encodes 160 amino acids. Lineage: Eukaryota; Viridiplantae; Streptophyta; Magnoliopsida; Poales; Poaceae. The transcript has 3 exons. The record is from RefSeq and is a predicted model, not a curated record.
CGCCUUCGUCGAAAAGCCGUACCACCAGAUCCAUCGACCACCCAUCCAGAAGAUAUAUGGCGCCAUCCAAGAUGAACCUCCUGGUGGCCACCUUGCUCGUCGCCCUCGCCGUGGCCACGCCACCGGCGGCGGCGUUCUCGUUCCCCGCCAUACUCCCCUGCCUGCCGUUCCUUCCUCGGAUCCCACUGUUCCCCUGCGUGGAGCCGACGCCGGCCGAUCAGCUGGUGCCCAAGGAGUGCCGGACGCCGCUGCUCAAGAUGAUGCCGUGCGCGGACUUCCUCACCAACAGCAGCGUCACGGCGCCCUCGAUCUCGUGCUGCGAGGGUUUCGACGCCGUCGGCAUGGACGGGGCGGCCAUCUGCUACUGCCGCGUCGCAAACGGCGACAUCCAGCAGCUUCUGCCGGCGCCGAUGAACUUCACCAGAAUGUUGUUACUCAAUGCUGAGUGCGGCAUCUCUUAUUUUGGGCUGGAUGCACUCGCUAAGAACUGCGACAGGAUCGAUGCGCCGCCGAUGACCGUGCCACCGCCGGCACCUUAGGGGAACAUCGUGCGUGUUGGACGGAAAAAUAAAGCUUUGGAUUGCAGAGAUGGGUGUGCUGCGCCUUAGUUUCGACAUGCUAUACUAGUAGGAGUUGCUUAGGGAGUCAUACAUAAGCUUUAGAUUAUGUGACAUCAUGUCAUUAAGGAUAGAUUAUUCUCAGAGUUUUUUUAGCACAAUUAUUCUCAGAGUUUAGCCAUAGGGAUUUGGUUUGGUUUCUGCCAUUCAAGAAUAAAGAUGUCAUCUUAAACUA